Elephantulus edwardii (Cape elephant shrew) is the source of this 1197-nucleotide messenger RNA. It is a transcript of the gene DYNC2LI1, whose product is annotated as dynein, cytoplasmic 2, light intermediate chain 1. Gene Ontology annotation, molecular function: dynein heavy chain binding. Bases 1 to 1197 code for a protein of 398 amino acids. The transcript is spliced from 12 exons. The record is from RefSeq and is a predicted model, not a curated record. NCBI's taxonomy places the organism in Eukaryota, Metazoa, Chordata, Mammalia, Macroscelidea, Macroscelididae. Gene Ontology annotation, biological process: intraciliary transport involved in cilium assembly; intraciliary retrograde transport. Gene Ontology annotation, cellular component: cytoplasmic dynein complex; ciliary basal body; axoneme.
AUGGCAACCUGGGAACCCUCCCCGAAGCUCCAGGCUCAGAAGGAGAUCGCGGAUAAAGCUUUCUGUGCUGGGCCUAUGCGGGGCCUAGAGGAGCAGGACCGCGAUGUCCAGGUACUCCGCUUCCAACCUUCCUUGCUCCGGAUUUGCGCGUCUCUUGAGAGCCUCCCUUUCCCCCAUCCCACUCUACGAGGAGCAGGGAAUGAAACACUCUGGGAAAUUGCAAAAGCUGAAGUGGAAAAGAGAAGAAACAAUGGAAACGAGAGUGAUGGAGUUGAAGUUGGAGAAAAAACUGUUUUCUUCAUUGGCAGUAAAAAUGGGGGGAAAACCACUAUUAUUCUACGGUCCCUUGACAGGGAUGAGCCACCAAAACCAACCUUGGCUUUGGAAUAUACAUAUGGCAGAAAAGCAAAAGGACAUAACACACCAAAACAUAUUGCUCACUUUUGGGAACUAGGUGGAGGCACCUCUUUACUGGACUUAGUCACCAUACCAAUCACAGUUGACACGCUAAGGACAUGUUCUAUUGUUCUUGUUAUGGAUCUUUCAAAACCUAAUGACCUUUGGCCUACCAUGGAAAACCUGUUGCAAGUCACAAAAAACCACAUAGAUAAAAUGAUAAUGAAACUGGGAAAGACAAACUCUAAAGCAACUUUGGAAAUGCGACAGAAGAUGUGGAGUAAUAUGCCAAAGGAUCAUCCAGACCGUGAACUGAUUGACCCAUUUCCAAUACCCCUAGUUAUAAUUGGAAGUAAAUAUGAUAUUUUUCAGGAAUUUGACUCUGAGAAACGGAAAAUGAUAUGCAAGACUCUCCGAUUUGUUGCACAUUAUUACGGAGCAUCACUAAUGUUUACCAGUAAAUCAGAAGCUUUAUUGCUAAAAAUUCGUGGAGUCAUCAACCAAUUGGCAUUUGGUGUUGACAAAAGCAAUUCGAAAUGUGUGGAUCAGAAUAAGCCACUCUUUAUCACAGCAGGAUUGGAUUCUUUAAGUCAGAUAGGAUCCCCUCCUGUUCCUGAUAAUGAAAUUGGAAAGCUUCAUGCCCAUUCACCAAUGGAACUGUGGAAAAAAGUAUAUGAAAAGCUCUUUCCACCGAAGAAUAUCAACACCCUAAAAGAUGUUACAGACCCGGCGCGAGAUCCUCAGUAUGCCGAGAGGGAAGUUGAUGAGAUGCGAGUUCAGAAGGACCAGGUAUUAGCCUAA